ACCUUUACAAAACUCUGAAACAUUUUCUGUGAGACCCACAACACAGACACUUCACUUACACAGGACAGGACACAAACACGAGAGGAUGCGUGCAUUCUGGCAGAUUUACUCUUUGAUAAUUGUCGCCUUGCUGGGUCAUCUACACUGGAUCUCAGCUCAUAACACUGCGGCUGUGAACCCCCCAGAGGCCUCUCUGUACAAUGGCACCCUGUACGCGGCCUGUAAGAUCAGACCCAAUGAGCCGAACAGUACCGGUCCAAAGAUUUACGGCAUGGCCCUGUUUAAACAAGACUCCCCUCAGGACAGACUGGCCGUGUUCCUGCAGCUCCGAGGCUUUGACAGUGGCACAGCUGAGCCCAAAGCGGUGCACAUCCAUCAGUUCGGAGACCUGAGGUCCAGCUGCGCCUCCACUGGGGGGCACUACAACCCCCACCACGUCAACCACCCUCACCACCCCGGGGACUUCGGCAACUUCAUGACGGAGAACGGCCGCAUCAAAGCCAUGGUCGAGUCUGAGGCCACACUGUUCGGAGGAGACUCGGUCCUGGGCAGAGCUGUGGUCGUCCACCAGCACCAGGACGACAUGGGGCAGGGGGGCGACGCGUCCAGUCUUCUGAACGGGAAUGCAGGCCCCCGGGUCGGCUGCUGCGUGAUUGGGAUAUCCUCUCCUGAUCUCUGGGCCAUGUACGCCGAUAAACUAAAUCCUUAAAGACUGAAUUAGAAAUGUAAUUUUUGUAUUGGGAGUUCACCACCUUCUUACUUCUGUGGAUAUGUCUGGUAUUGUAGCUCAAAAAUACCUAGAAAAAAAAAUACCUAGAAAAACAGGCAUUCUGACUGUGAGUUGGUUGCCUCUCCACUGAUCUGACCUGUAAUGCCUGGUCUCCAUGAAUAUAAAAAGAUUUAACCCUCUCAACUUUUCUUUUUAGCAUAACAUUGGCCCUAUUGCACCAAAUAGUACCAAAAUUGGCCAAUUUGUGUAUUUUGUGAUGUAUGUUUAAUGUCUGUGUUUUUUUCAAGAUCACAUUAAUUAAAGAUCUAUAAUCAAAAUACUCAUA
Messenger RNA from Boleophthalmus pectinirostris (great blue-spotted mudskipper), 1055 nucleotides. RefSeq names its product superoxide dismutase 3, extracellular b (gene sod3b). Gene Ontology annotation, molecular function: superoxide dismutase activity; copper ion binding. Lineage: Eukaryota; Metazoa; Chordata; Actinopteri; Gobiiformes; Gobiidae. The record is from RefSeq and is a predicted model, not a curated record. Gene Ontology annotation, biological process: removal of superoxide radicals.